AACACAAUUCGACAAUCACAAAGUACACUUCAAACAAACCACACAAGACAAAAUGCAGCAUCAUAACUUCAGCUUCUUCUUGCUUGGAUUACUCGUUUGCAGCGCUGCUGCACAGUUUUCCGGCACUUUAGGCUCGAAUCCCAGAGGUGGCAAUGACUUCAAUCUCAACUUAGCAAGAUCUUUUGGUAAUCAACGCACCAAUGCGGGCGGCGGCGUGUUUGCAAACGGUAAUACGCUUGGCGGACCAGUGACAACGGGCGGCUUUUUGGCAGCAAAUAGAAAUGGUCACGGCGCUGGUUUGGAAUACUCGAAGACACCCGGUUUCGGCUCAACCUUCUCGCAGAACGCACACGCCACCAUACUGGAACGCAAUAAUCACAAUUUGGGCGCGAAUGCCUUCCACAGUCGCACAAAUAUGGAUAAUGGUUUUAAAUUCAAUAAAUUUGGCGGCGCUGUGACUUACGAUCAUGCCAAUGGUCACUCGGCUUCGUUGGGUGCUUCACGCAUACCACAGCUCAACAUGAAUACCGUUGACUUGGCGGGCAAGGCGAAUUUAUGGCGCUCACGGGAUAGAAGUAGCACGCUCGAUCUCACCGGCGGCGUCUCGCGAAACUUUGGCGGUCCUUUUGAAAACAAAUGGAAUAAGAAUAUUGGUUUGGGCCUCACGCAUAGAUUCUGAAGUGUUUAAAUUCACUUAUUUGUAGUAUUUAUAUUAGUAUAAAAAAUAAUAUGAGAAUAAAUAAAGCCUAAACAUUUAGAAUAAAUUAAA
Zeugodacus cucurbitae (melon fly) is the source of this 769-nucleotide messenger RNA. Its product is annotated as attacin-A. The transcript is spliced from 2 exons. The record is from RefSeq and is a predicted model, not a curated record. The coding region runs from base 53 to 679 and encodes 208 amino acids. Gene Ontology annotation, biological process: defense response to bacterium. Lineage: Eukaryota; Metazoa; Arthropoda; Insecta; Diptera; Tephritidae. Gene Ontology annotation, cellular component: extracellular region.